Pteropus alecto (black flying fox) is the source of this 2344-nucleotide messenger RNA. It is a transcript of the gene UNC93B1, whose product is annotated as unc-93 homolog B1, TLR signaling regulator. The transcript is spliced from 11 exons. Bases 86 to 1903 code for a protein of 605 amino acids. Lineage: Eukaryota; Metazoa; Chordata; Mammalia; Chiroptera; Pteropodidae. Gene Ontology annotation, cellular component: endosome; lysosome. Gene Ontology annotation, biological process: toll-like receptor signaling pathway; toll-like receptor 9 signaling pathway; toll-like receptor 7 signaling pathway. Gene Ontology annotation, molecular function: Toll-like receptor binding. The record is from RefSeq and is a predicted model, not a curated record.
GGUCCGGGCCGCCGGUAGGAAGUGCCGGGCCCUGCUGCUGGGACACCCGGGGCCGCCACCACGAGUCCUCUGGCGACAUAGGGAUAUGGAGGCGGAGCCGCUGCUCUAUCCGGUGGCGGGAGCUGCAGGUCCUUCUCCGGGCGAUGAGGACCGACUGGGGGUCCCCGACGGGCCCGAGGCUCCGCUGGACGAGCUGGUGGGUGCGUACCCCAACUACAACGAGGAGGAAGAGGAGCGCCGCUACUACCGCCGCAAGCGCCUGGGCGUGCUCAAGAACGUGCUGGCGGCCAGCGCGGGCGGCACGCUCACCUACGGCGUCUACCUGGGCCUCCUGCAGAUGCAGCUGAUCCUGCACUAUGACGAGACCUACCGCGAGGUGAAGUAUGGCAACAUGGGACUGCCCGACAUCGACAGCAAGAUGCUGAUCGGCAUCAACGUGAUGCCCAUCGGGGCCCUCCUCUAUACACCUGUGCUCAUCAGGUUUUUUGGCACCAAGUGGAUGAUGUUCCUAGGCGUGGGCAUCUACGCCCUCUUUGUCUCCACCAACUACUGGGAGCGUUACUACACGCUGGUGCCCUCAGCCGUGGCCCUGGGCAUGGCCAUCGUCCCUCUUUGGGCUUCCAUGGGCAACUACAUCACCAGGAUGGCGCAGAAGUACUAUGAGUACACCCACUACAAGGAGAGGGACGAGCAGGGCCCCCAGCAGCGCCCACCGCGGGGCUCCCAUGCGCCCUAUCUCCUGGUCUUCCAAGCCAUCUUCUAUAGCUUCUUCCAUCUGAGCUUCGCCUGUGCCCAGCUGCCCAUGAUCUACUUCCUGAACCACUACCUGUACGACCUGAACCACACGCUGUACCACGUGCAGAGCUGCGGCACUAACAGCCAGGGCAUCCUCGUUGGCUUCAACAAGACGGUUCUUCGGACGCUACCGCGGAGCCGAAAUCUCAUUGUGGUGGAGAGUGUGCUCAUGGCCGUGGCCUUCCUGGCCAUGCUGCUGGUGCUGGGCCUGUGCGGCGCCGCGUACCGGCCCACGGAGGAGAUCGACCUGCGCAGCGUGGGCUGGGGCAACAUCUUCCAGCUGCCCUUCAAGCACGUGCGCGACUUCCGCUUGCGGCACCUCGUACCCUUCUUCAUCUACAGCGGCUUCGAGGUGCUCUUUGCCUGCACUGGUCUCGCCCUGGGCUACGGCGUGUGCUCCGUGGGUCUGGAACGCCUGGCCCACCUCCUCGUGGCUUACAGCCUGGGCGCCGCGGCCGCCUCAGCCCUGGGCCUGCUGGGGCUAUGGCUGCCGCGCCAGGUGCCCCUGGUGUCCGGGGCCGGACUCCACCUGCUGCUCACUCUCGGCCUCUUUUUCUGGGCCCCCGCCCCUCGGGUCCUGCAGCACAUCUGGAUACUCUACGUGGCAGCUGUCCUCUGGGGUGUGGGCAGUGCCCUCAACAAGACUGGGCUCAGCACACUGCUGGGAAUCCUGUACGAGGACAAAGAGAGGCAAGACUUCAUCUUCACCAUCUACCACUGGUGGCAGGCUGUGGCCAUCUUUGCCGUGUACCUGGGCUCCAGCCUGCCCAUGAAGGCUAAGCUGGCGGUGCUGCUGCUCACGCUGUUGGCGGCCACGAUCUCGUACCUGUGCAUGGAGAAGAAGCUGCGGCGCGGCGUGGUCCCGCGCCAGCCUCGCAUCCCCCGGCCCCAGCACAAGGUGCGCGGCUACCGCUACCUGGAGGAGGACAACUCGGACGAGAGCGACGCGGAGGGCGAGCGAGGCGACGGCUGCGGGCGGGGGGAGGGUGCAGAGGAGGAGGCGCUGCCCGCGGGGCCUCGGCCUGGCCCCGAGCCAGCCGGCCUCUGCCGUCGGCCCUGCCCCUACGAGCAGGCGCAGGGAGGCGACGGGCCCGAGGAGCAGCAGUAAGGAGCUCAGCCUGCUCUCUGGCCUCGGUUUACCGCGUCUCGAGUCGGAGGAAGGCGGGGGAGAACUUCCCCUGAUCCCUGCGCCAUCUUCCGGAAGGACCUCCAAGUUUGGGAAAUGACCCUCCCAGAGCCCAGGGCCACCUAGAGCUUGGGGUCCGCUCCUCACGCCCGCCCCUGCCGGGCCUGGGGUUCGUGAGAGCGCAGCCGAACCCACUCUCGGAGAACCCCCUCCGCAGGCCCGCCGCCCCCUAGCUAGUGCCCCGGCCUCGGAGCAGGAACAAGAUCCCCUUGCCGUAGCCCGUCACCCCCCGUCCUGCCCGAGCUCUCAGCUACAGGCCUGGGCCGAGUGUGUCGCGGCUUUGCACGUCCUAUUCCCAUGGCCCACCACGAGGCACGACUUUUUAUAGAAAAUGAACAAUAAAGAGAUUUUGUAUUGUCGUGA